UCCGGGUUGGCGGAGUGUUGUAAAACAGCAGCACACGGAGAGGACGAGCUCACUAAAAACACCACAUUUCACAGAUUUUACAACAUGUCUGUUUCUGAGGUGGUCCUGGUGCUCCGGGGCGUGGGCAGGGUCGGCUCGGCGCUCGUCUCCACUCAGGGGGAGCAGCUGCGUCUCAUGGCCUCAAACUCGACUCUCUGCGCCGGAGUCAGAGCCGCACAAGACCUGAUCAACGGACUCGUGUCCAGCGUCACCGGAGCGACGGCGUCUCCGUCGGUUCAGGAGGACGUGUUUCCUGAGAUCGAUCCAGAGGAAGCGGCGAAAUGGGCCGUGGACUCCGAGUUCUACACCGAGACGCCGCAACAGAACUACAGCCAGACCACAGCGCACAACGGUUCCUCUCCGUCCCCCGGCUCGGCUCCUCUGGGGGGGUCCGGCGCUCGGUUCCUCCACACGUCCUCCGCCCUCGUCCACCUCCAGCGCAGAUCUGUCCACAACACCAUCAGGCUCACCCCGGAGGACAUGAAGAAAGCCCGGGAGACCAAACAGCCCUCGCUCAAACCGGCCAGACAGAAGUUGAGCGAGCGAGCCCGAGAGAGGAAAGUUCCCGCUACGAGAAUCAGCCGACUCGUCAACUUUGGAGGUUUGGCCGUGGGUUUGGGCAUUGGAGCCAUCGCUGAAGUCGCCAAACAAUCUCUGGGAGGGAAAAGCAAAGGAGACGCUCUGCUGGACUCUCCUCUUCUCUCUGAAGCCAACGCCGAGAGAAUCGUCAGCACUUUGUGUAAAGUGAGAGGAGCCGCGCUCAAGAUCGGACAGAUGCUCAGUAUCCAGGAUAACUCUUUCAUAAAUCCUCAGCUGCAGAAGAUCUUCGAGAGAGUGAGACAGAGCGCAGACUUCAUGCCCGUCUGGCAAAUGAAAAAAGUCCUGGAGGACGACCUGGGGCCCGGCUGGAGAGAUCAGCUGGAGUCGUUUGAGGAGAAACCGUUUGCGGCGGCGUCCAUCGGGCAGGUGCAUCACGGCGUGCUCAAGGACGGAAGAGAAAUCGCCAUGAAAAUACAGUAUCCUGGAGUCGCCGAGAGCAUCCACAGUGACAUCAACAACCUCAUGUCUGUGCUGAGGAUGAGUGUGGUGCUCCCCGAUGGUCUGUUUGCGGACAGCAGUCUGGAGGUGCUGCAGAAGGAGCUGAGCUGGGAGUGUGACUACAGGAGAGAGGCCGAGUGCGCCAAGAAGUUCAGGUCUCUGCUGGAGGGGGACCCGUUCUUCCGCGUGCCCGGGGUGGUGGACUCUCUCUCGGGGAGCAGAGUUCUGUCCAUGGAGCUGGUGCAGGGGGUUCCUCUGGACUCCUGCGUGGACCUGGACCAGGAGACCAGGAACCAGAUCUGCUUUAAAAUCCUGCAGCUGUGUCUCCGAGAGCUGUUCGAGUUCAGGUUCAUGCAGACGGAUCCAAACUGGGCCAACUUCUUCUACAACGCCGACACAAACAACGUUUAUCUGUUGGACUUUGGCGCGUGCAGAAGCUACGAUGAGAAAUUCACUGACGAUUACAUAGAGGUGGUUCACGCAGCGUCGGUGGGAGACAGAGACACAGUCCUGAAAAAGUCCAGAGACAUGAAGUUCCUCACAGGGUUUGAGGCGAAGGCGAUGGAGGAGGCUCACGUCGAGGCCGUCAUGAUUCUGGGCGAAGCGUUCUCGUCUUCCGAUCCGUUCGACUUCGGGACCCAGGACACGACUCAGAGGAUCCAGAGUCUGAUCCCCGUGAUGCUUCGCCACCGCCUGACUCCGCCCCCAGAGGAAACCUACUCGCUCCACCGCAAGAUGGCCGGCUCCUUCCUCAUCUGCUCCAAACUCAAGGCCCAGAUCGCCUGCAGGGACAUGUUCUUAGAGGUUUACAACGGCUACAACGAGAGACGGCAGCAGAGGGCGGCCUGUGCCUGAACCGGGUCUGGACCGGGUCUAAAUCAGGUCUAAACCAGGACUAAAUCAGGACUGAACCAGGUUGUACAGACAGUUCUUCAAUGUUCAACAGCUGCAAUCAACAAAAAACCAAAAGACCAAAACAAACUUGACAAAACUGACCUGGAAAUAGACCCUGAAAAGACUCUGAACCAGGUCUGGACCAGGUCUGGACCAGACCUGCUGACAGACCGUCGCAGGGACACUGGAGCGUGAAUGGACUGUGUCACGGGGCUUUGGGUUGUGGGUUUGGAGAAGAAGAUAAAAGAGUGUUUAAUAUAUUUAAUGUCACUUCACUGAUUUAAACUUUAAACGUUUGUGUCACUCGUCAUUAAACAUCUGAAAACACGA
Boleophthalmus pectinirostris (great blue-spotted mudskipper) is the source of this 2301-nucleotide messenger RNA. It is a transcript of the gene coq8b, whose product is annotated as coenzyme Q8B. NCBI's taxonomy places the organism in Eukaryota, Metazoa, Chordata, Actinopteri, Gobiiformes, Gobiidae. Gene Ontology annotation, cellular component: extrinsic component of mitochondrial inner membrane. The record is from RefSeq and is a predicted model, not a curated record. The transcript is spliced from 17 exons. Gene Ontology annotation, molecular function: kinase activity. Bases 85 to 1932 code for a protein of 615 amino acids. Gene Ontology annotation, biological process: ubiquinone biosynthetic process.